Molecule: messenger RNA, 2049 nt
Organism: Akanthomyces muscarius
Lineage: Eukaryota; Fungi; Ascomycota; Sordariomycetes; Hypocreales; Cordycipitaceae
Exons: 6
Coding region: 1-2049 (682 amino acids)
Biological process (GO): DNA-templated transcription; regulation of DNA-templated transcription
Cellular component (GO): nucleus
Molecular function (GO): DNA-binding transcription factor activity, RNA polymerase II-specific; zinc ion binding; DNA binding
Source: RefSeq, a predicted model, not a curated record
AUGGAAAGCACUCCCUCGAGGGCUCCGCGGAGCCGCCUGUCUUGCAGCGAGUGCCAACGCAGGAAGCAAAAGUGCAAUCGAGAAUGGCCGUGUAACCACUGCGUGAAGCGCAAAGUGGCAGACAAGUGCCGCUUUGCCCUGCCCGCCUUGCAAGCGCCGGCGGAGGCAUCAACAGCGCCACAGAACCGCAAGCGCCAGUCCAGUCCAGACGAGGCUCACGCAGACAUCGUCCCUCCCGCUCCGGACUUCCAGCCCGGAAGUUUGGGAUAUAGCACAGCCGAGAUGCUGGCAGGCCUCGGCCUCGAAGAGAAGAAAGAUGCGCCAGACGAUAACCAAUACUGGACCGACGCAGCUUCGUGCGCCGCGCUUGGACGUGCAUUGAACGAAUUCCCGAAACGACACUGGGUUGACUCGCUCCUUCGAAUAUUUUUCAACAACGUCAAUAACCAAUUUUAUAUUAUCUACCCAGCCGCAUUCUUUGACGAGUACCAGAGUUGGUGGACUAGAGUGCAAGAGAAGAGACCCGUGGCGCUCCAAUUUACCGCGUUGCUGUUUACCGUCUGCGCUUGCUCCAUUCAGCAUGCCGACGAAUCGCUCAGGGCAGUAAUUCAGCGAGACUUGGGCGAGCAUACAGAGCCGUUAUCAGAAAAAUACCACAACCUUGCCCGAGAAUUGGGAAGCGUGGUGCCACCUGGAUACAGCCACUUGCACAGCUGCCAGAGCAUGCUUCAUUCGUCUUAUUGGUAUAUAUCGCAGGCCAAAUACCCAGAAGCAUGGCAUGCACUUAGCGCUGCCGCUCGAGAAUGCCAGAUACUUGUACGAGAAAAGGACAAGGCGUUCCACGAACUUUCUUCCUUUGAACGCGAAAUGAGACGUCGCUUAUGGUGUAUCAUCCAGAUCUUGGACUGGCAAAUAUCUGCUGGAUUGGCCCGUGCCACUAUUGUCAAUUGGUCCGCUGUUGAAGUUGUGCUCCCAGCUCUCACCAUGGAAGCCUUUUCACCAUCACCAAUGCUGCAUAUGAAGAUACAGUCACAGCUCAUCUCGCAAUUGGCCGCCACGUAUCCGAACAGUAAUAAUUUGGAACCGAAUCAGAUACGCAAAUACCAAGCCACGGUAGAGAAUUGGGCCAGAGCGUUCCCCCGGGUCUACGCGUUUGACAAUCCAGACACAUCCAAAGAUGCGACAAACCCGUGGAUCAUUUUCAACCGAUACUAUCUGUACACAAUGGCAUAUUUCCUCCUACUUGCUUCUAUCCGACCGGUGAUGCUGAAGGGAUACACCUCUGCUUUAUCAGAAGAAGAGAGAGACAUCUGCUCGGAUGGUAUCAAGUAUUGUGUGAAGAAUAUAAGAGUUGCCGUUCUGUGGGCUGAGCAUGUCGAUCGGCAUGGCGGCGGUUAUCAUUUCAUGACAAGUUCAGCCUUUGAUACGGUUGUCCUAUUAUGCACGUGCAUUAUGAAAGACGUGGAGAACACGAUGACCAAGAAAGACGAAAUCUACAAGGAACUCGACAACGCCGUGUCUUUGUUUGCUCGAAUAGCUCAUACAUCUUCCACAGCCAAAUUCGCUCGUGACACUGCUUCUCAGGUUGUGGCGAAGCUGCAGCGCCCCAAUGCGGCUCGCAAUAUACAAAAGAGACAAAAGACGGCUGCUGACGCGACAUCGCCAAAACCAAAAGCUUCAAGUCCGGGUCUAGCCGAAGAAACAGGCUCUGAAACAUCGCCAGAAAGCAUGACCAGAGAUGAAUCUACUCCAGCUAGCAUGUCGGAUGGCUGGCAAGGAUCUACCGACGGCGUGCGGGGGACUUCUUCUGUCGACGAACACAGGGCAAACUAUGGCACCAUUGACGAGUCACUGUCGCCCUGGCCCAUGGAUAGUUAUGAUGAGACGGCGGCAGCUGAACAAGCAGCCACCCUCGGUGACGACUUUGCAUUUGAGUUUGAAGAGCAGGGGACAGAUCAGCCGGUGCAGCUCGAUGACUUCGCGGCAUUGUGGGAUUGGGAGGCCUUAGGUAUGGGAGCAUAUCUGUUGGAAAAGCAUCCGGGAUUUUAA